CAAGUGACAUGCAUUCUGCUGAUGGCUGUGGGGACAGCUGUGAUUGGCUCUCUCCAGUUUGGCUACAACACUGGUGUCAUCAAUGCUCCUCAGAAUAUCAUUCAGGGCUUCUACAAUGAAACAUGGAGCAGCAGGUUUUCAGAGCCCAUCCCUCAGAGCACUCUCACCGCUCUGUGGUCGCUCUCUGUGGCCAUCUUCUCUGUGGGAGGAAUGUUCGGCUCCUUCUCAGUCGGCCUUUUUGUCAAUCGCUUUGGCAGGAAGAACUCCAUGCUCAUGGCCAAUGUGCUAGCCUUUAUUGCCGCUGCGUUUAUGGGCUUCUCCAAGCUGGCUGCCUCCUAUGAGAUGCUCAUCAUUGGGCGCUUCAUAGUGGGUCUCUACUCUGGCCUAUCAACUGGCUUUGUGCCCAUAUAUGUGGAGGAAAUCUCACCCACAUCUAUCCGCGGAGCAUUAGGAACUAUGCAUCAACUGGGUGUAGUGAUCGGCAUACUGAUGGCACAGAUCUUUGGGAUGGAUUCGUUGAUGGGGAACGCUGCUCUGUGGCCCCUCCUGCUGGCCUUCACUGUGCUCCCCGCCCUGCUGCAGUGUGUCCUGCUGCCCCUCUGCCCAGAGAGCCCCCGCUACCUCCUCAUCAACUGCAAGGAAGAGAGCAAAGCCCGCAGCAUCUUGGUGAUGCUGCGGGGAACAGACGAGGUGAGCGAGGACAUGCAGGAGAUGAAGGAGGAGAGCCAGCAGAUGAUGAGGGAGAAGAAGGUGACCAUCCCCGAGCUGUUCCGUUCCCCCCUGUAUCGACAGCCCAUCUUUGUUGCCAUCAUGCUGCAGCUCUCACAGCAGCUGUCUGGAAUCAACGCUGUGUUUUACUACUCCACUGGGAUAUUCGAGCGAGCGGGUGUGCCCCUGCCGGUCUAUGCAACUAUUGGUGCAGGAGUGGUGAACACCGCCUUCACCCUGGUGUCUCUGUUUGUGGUGGAGCGUGUGGGCAGGAGACCACUUCACCUCACAGGUUUGAUGGGAAUGGCAGUUUCAGCUGUUUUUCUGACGGUUGCCAUGGCGUUGUUGGACCAGCUCAAAUGGAUGUCCUAUGUCAGCAUUGGGGCCAUCUUCAGUUUUGUAGCCUUUUUUGAAAUUGGCCCCGGCCCCAUCCCCUGGUUCAUCGUGGCUGAGCUCUUCAGCCAGGGGCCCCGGCCAGCUGCUAUUGCAGUCGCUGGUUUCUCUAAUUGGUCUGCCAACUUCUUGGUGGGGAUGAGCUUCCCGUAUGUUGAGCAACUCUGUGGCCCCUACGUCUUUAUCAUCUUCACCAUCUUGCUGCUCGGCUUCUUCACCUUCACCUACUUUAAGGUUCCAGAGACUAAGGGCCGCAGCUUCGAUGAGAUCACAGCAGGCUUCCGGAAGUCUGCAGGUCCGGGUGCUGGCAAGUACUCUGCCCCUGAAGAGUUCAACACCCUCAGGGGAGACGACCCUGACCUUUAAACACUGCUGUUCAUGCACACACUCACCUGCAGCC
This is a messenger RNA of Gymnodraco acuticeps, 1501 nucleotides long. RefSeq names its product solute carrier family 2, facilitated glucose transporter member 1-like. Lineage: Eukaryota; Metazoa; Chordata; Actinopteri; Perciformes; Bathydraconidae. Gene Ontology annotation, cellular component: basolateral plasma membrane; apical plasma membrane. Gene Ontology annotation, molecular function: hexose transmembrane transporter activity. The coding region runs from base 22 to 1467 and encodes 481 amino acids. Gene Ontology annotation, biological process: monosaccharide transmembrane transport; response to insulin. The record is from RefSeq and is a predicted model, not a curated record. The transcript is spliced from 10 exons.